Molecule: messenger RNA, 3672 nt
Organism: Spirometra erinaceieuropaei
Lineage: Eukaryota; Metazoa; Platyhelminthes; Cestoda; Diphyllobothriidea; Diphyllobothriidae
Source: the annotation of a GenBank genome assembly
AUGUUGAGGCCACGGCCUCUAAGGAUUUCAGAACCCGACCUAGAACAGGCAAAAAAUCUGGGAAGAAAGUCGUCUGAACAGGGGGUUUUUGUUAACUGCUGUGGAAGAGAUCGGAGGAAGACGGCAGAGGAGCUAACAAGUCAAGUUGGUCAGCCCUUACCUCGCGCUCUUAACCUGACUUCCAGGAGCCAUUCCGGUCUUUAUGAUAAUAUUCCGCCCUUCUCUGUUCGGAAAAGCGGCUAUUCGGAUGUGCUAGAGGGAGUCAGGGAAAGUCUGCGAACUUUGGUGGAGCAGGUAUACGACGACAGGGCUGAACUUUUAUCUCUGAUUCAGCAGAAAUUUGCCCCAUACGGAAGGACAGGGGAUGCUCAGCGCAGACUGGAAGCCGGUGUCCCAGAAGAUCUUCCCUUAGAGGACCUACCCCCCUCUAGGGAACCUUACGCUCGGGACAGCAAAGUGGGAGUGACCCCUGCUGAAAGUAGGAAGGGAAUGCAUGUUGAAGAUAGAAUCAUGAAGGCCCUCGGUCGGGGAACUCUCUCUCCUGAGACCGUGCAAAAAGUGAAGGAGAGCCUCCGUUCACUGAUAGACGAUGUUCAAAGGGGAAACGUAGAAGUCACCUCACUGCUUCAUCGGGUGCUGGCCACUAAUUCUGACGUUGCGGUUCGGCAUGAAAGCGCUCCAGGACGAAAAAACGUCGAAGAGGUGAGUAAAGUAGUUCCAGCUGUUUCCUUUCCUGGGCAGGACAAAGGCCUCCCUUUCUCAAGUGGGCAAACAGGCACACGGGACAGGGAGUUGCCUGGGCUGGAAACCCCCUUCGUCCCAUCUCUUGUAGUAAAUCGCGCAUCAGGGGUAAUUAUUGAAGACACGCCGCAGAGAACAGAUGAGGGGAUCGGAGCACGUGGAAGUCGUUCGGUGUAUGCAGCAGAUUCCGUGGAGCAACGAGGAGUAAGAUACCAAGAAAAUGGGACUAAGAUUCCUUCCGAGGAGCCAAACGAUAAAUCGUCCCCCGGCAAAUGUGACAUAUCUCGACUUGGACAAGACAUCCAGAGUUUGAUGAACGAAAUUCGCUCGGGAUAUCAGCGUAUACGAGUGGUUGUGGAAGAGGCUUGUCAUACUGAUUGCCAACGGCUCUCUCCUCAACUUCAGACCCAAACAAACGGGGAGACAGCAACCGAUAGCCAAAACACAAAUGACUUUUCCAAGGGAGAGGAGGCCAAAUCGGCGAAGUCUCUGAGCGAGGGAAUGGACCGAAGCUACGUCGGGGAAGAAACACCAGGUCUGACCAAUCAAACUCCAGACAAAAACAGUCAGGCGGAAAUUCCCGAACAGGAGUGCAAAUGGGAGGAUCAUCCGGAUACCGAACUGCACGAACAAAAGUGCGAGAUAACAUGGGAGCCGAAGUUAACACCGCUGCCACCAAGGACGGAAGUGGAUGCUCGAGAAUGUUUGACAACGAGUGACGUGGAAAAGCCAUCCGCAACUGUGACCCCGAUGGAGGAUGUUUCCAGUAAAGCAACAGUGGUUCGCAUGUCAGCUAAACUAUCAGUUUCGACCGACCGACGGAGUGUUGGCAGUUCGACUGAGGCAGCCUUCUCACCAGCCUACGAACAGCCUCCUUCAGCCGACAAAAUCCAAUCAUCAGACGGAAGCAGACGUGUUUCCUCGAAACAGGUUGCAACCAUGACAGAGCUAGGGGAGGAGCGUGCUUCCCUAAAACCAAGUAAAAUUAGUUUGAUGAUAACAACCUGCAGUACAAAAUGGCAGGACACCAAACAGGGCAUUUUAGCCUCGUUGAGAGGACGAGGCUGCAGCUUUCUACCGGCACCAUCUGCAGGGACUUCCAGCGCUCCCACGGACACACCUGAUGGAAGCAAAGAUAAUUCCAAGGAACCGGAGAAGUACGAAACAGUCAGUGCUGGUUCCCCUGUCCCCUCCCCCUCAAAAGUGUCUGCUGCGAAAUUCGGACGCGGUUGUAAUUGCCUAUCGCAUGAAGCAUCUACCCGCAUUUCAACUGAAUCCGAAGAGUCCGUGGCCUCGAGGCAAGAAACUAGAGAAAAUAUUUUCAGCGACGUGCCGAUGCCUGUUUCGACCGAUUCUGAGAAGGGGAGAGAAAGUCUCGGCAGCAUGCCGGACGGAGUGCUUGAUCGAAAUUCGAUCAGUAUGGCAAGGAAUCCCGUCAGGAAGUCAAGCAGUGCCAGCGGUGGAGGGCAGGCUUUGGGCAUGAAGGCUUCCAAAAAUGCUAGUCUGGAAAGCGAGGGGCGUGAUCUGCGUUUAAACCAGUCCUCAUUAGAGGAGUCGCCCGCAGUACAAAUGCUACUCGGAGACUUCAACCCUUCCGAGGCCCUUACCACUGGCACAACGGUUCCUUCCUCUGUCGAAGAAUCUACUGAGAACGCUCGUACUACAUCAGAAAUUCGGCCUGAACAGCCUGACAAUGAGGCUGAACAUCAGGACACUCAUCAGGAGGGAUCCGAGAUGCCCGAAGAGCUGGUGCAAUUUAGGCCGGGGCCCCCGGAUGAUCAAGUUGGUCAGAGUAGACGGUCAUCUUCAUCGCUCAGAGAGUCUAAAGAAACUCGGGCCAUUUUGGCAUCUCCCAUCCCCUACGUGAUUGAAACAGAAACUGCGGACCUCAGUCCAGCUCUUGACUUUGAUUCUGACCCUGCCCCAUCACUUUCACCUGACCCUGUCACUUCCCUAGGAAGGACUUCAAGGUCCUCCAGGUCGCAGUCCAGCCCUACCGAGUUGUUGGCAGUUCGUAAAUCCCUGGAGGGACGAAGGGUUCCGUCACCGUCAUUGCUAGCUCCACCGGGGCGAAGCUCUAUCGUACUUCGCGAAUCUGACGCGACAGGGAAACGCUUUUCAAUAGAGCUGACCAGUCAGCGAAGCUCUUGGACUUCCGAAGGCCGUAGUGAAUCGCGUCUGCAGAGGCUGGAACCUCAGCCGGAUGGUGGGAGCGGAAUGGAUGAGCUGGUCGGGGAGAAAAGGGCCGAUAGCUUGAAGGCCGAGGCAGUCUUACGUCACAGCACUCGAAGCGACCGGGCCUCCCAGACCGGGAAUCUUGUGGGACCUGUCAGCAGCCCGUCGGACGGGAUCAACACCACAACCACCACUGUUAGUCACCCCGAGCAUUCAAUUACGAAUGGCUUGUCUGGAAACGGACCCCUCCCAAACAGCGAAAUGCCCACCACCACCGCUGAAGAAGAAGAAGAUGACGACAACGACGAUGAUGAGGGUGAUGGUGGCCGAGAGGAAGAGGAAGAAGCGCGGAAAGAAGCCGAGCCAGUGCGUGGCAGCCGAAGUAGACCUAAGGUCCCCAGAAAAAAAUACAGUCCCCGUGGCUCCAGCAAGCAGUUACUGCCUCAGCCUUCAAUAUCAUCGAGUCAGUCAAGCGCGUGUCCAGGGAACUUCCGCCAGAGUGAGCAAGCGCACACAAAGAUCCCCCGUUGUCGAAAAGUCUCCACGGCUUUGCCCCCGGCUUGUUCAGAGCCCCAGUCGCUUGAAACGCCGCCGGUUGAAACGCAGACGGCACGCAGACUACCCCGUUGUCCGCAUAGAGCCCCCUUUCGUGUCCGGAGGACACAGGACUCACAGGCGUGCGAAACGGUGGAAGAUGAGCGUCAGGACGUCUGCGCGCCACCUAGUCAGCGACCACGGCAUCCGCGGAAGGCCUAA